CUGUUCUAGGAAAAGAAUCAACAUGGAUUAUUGAAUUUAAAGUCGAAUUUUAAAAAUAGCAGACGACACUGUACAGGUUUGCUCAUAAACUGCAAGCGAUAAAGUACUGUCCAUAAAAAAUGUUAGAAUUUUUAUUUAUUUAUUUAUUUAUUUAUUUAACUGUGAGAAUUACAUGUAAAACCAAUAUAAAAAAAACAACAACAAACAACCCACCACACAUUUUAUGUCGACUUCCUACAACAACCACAUUUUGAAAGUUCUCACUUCUGUACAUCUCAAAAUGCUCUUUUUUUUUUUUACUUUUGUCUUUUUGUUACAAAACGUUUCCAAAACCUUCUCAUUCACCGCAGUUAGUCUUACCUAUAUGAACGAGUACCUCUUAUGUUUUAACCAAAUUCAUUAUUUAAAAGUGAGAAAACUAUCAAAUCAACCACCUUUUAACACAGCUUCCUUGUCCGAUAUUUUCCCUUUUGCACCAAUGCCCCUGUGAACGCCCUCUGAUUUGCGAAGAAAAAGAGAACUGACCACAUCCUGCGCUCAAGCUCUACAAUGCCUCACUUCAUCAUUAAAUUAUUGAUCUUGGUGACUUGGUUGUCUCAAGCUCAAGGUCGAGAAAUACAUCCAGCAAGGAUUUAUGCAGUUAAAAACAGAGGCAAACUGGAGUUCACAUGCAGUACACAUGGGAUGAAGGAAACAUUCGAGAAGAACAGCAACUUAUAUAUUUACCUCUGUAGGAAUGGCACUGGCAUAGCCAUGAAAUCAGAUUGUCAAGAUGUUACACUUGUGUCUUUUCAUCGGAUAAGUAUGAUCCCGAGGUUGUAAGAGGAAAUGGCAUAAAUUCAAUCUUCAUUACUGUGAAUGGUAAGAUUUUUAAAAAUCGUUUUUUUUUCUGCUUUUUGUUACCUAAUCAUAUGAUAGUUAAUAAUAAUGCCCAGAUAUGCAUUUACUUUAAUUCAUAAUUCUAUCAAUUGCUUCGCCUCAUAUUCAGAUUCGUUCAUCCCGGCGGAGAUAGCCUCGCCGGAGACGAGUGUAAAAAUGGGAAGUGAUGUUGAUCUCCAGUGUACCUCUUUAAAAUUACCCGAGAGGAACCAAAAAGGCAACGUUUAUGCCUAUCUGUACAAGAACGGUUACACAGUGCAGAACGGCAAUGUAAUUCAGAUGAAUAUUUGGGACACAGUGAAGAACAAGGCAAGGUUUACUCUAAAAGAAGUCACGAUGCGAGACGCUGGAACGUACUUCUGUUUUCUGAUGUCAGAGCCAUGCACUUUCCCUAAAGAAGUGCAUGGCAUCAAUGAAGUCAACCUUAACAUUACUGAAUAUGUUAAUGAAACUCUAAAGAUUACUCUUGGUUGUUCUUCUCUGCUGCUGCUGAUUAUUUUGUCUCUUGGACUUUGGGGAAUGUUUCAUAAGCAAGGUUGUUUUAAAUGCCACAGUGAAAGAUCUACCGAACAUAGGAAUGACUCAAGAGACGCAGAGCUGGACCAAGGGUGUCCAAAAAGUCUCAGUACAUUGGGCACUACGUAUGCCAGCAUCCUGUCGGUUGUGCCAGCGGAUGUUCAUGGACGUCCUCGUCUCGGUGAAAUGCAGAAUGAACAGAGCUUUGGUACAGAAUGGGAAGAUUCUGAAGACAGUGCUAGUGCUUCACUUCAGGACAUUUAUCAGGUGUGUGAUGAUCCAUAGAAAAAUCAGAAGUGUGGCUGCAGGAAUACGGCUAGACCGGAAUCUCCAGUACUAUUCUAUACUCUAAACUAUUAUAAACUAGUCAAAUGAUACACAGCUCACUUUUCUUGGCAAUAUAGAUAUAAGCAAAACGUUAUACGGUAAUCUGUGGUAUUAUAACCCACAACUGUCUCACUGAUAUAAAAGAAUACCAGUUCAAAACAUCCACAGAAAAUGUGCCUAAUGUUUACUGGAUAACAAUUUUGUAUGGUCAACUACUUUUGUAAUUCUAAGGUGACGAUUUAACAAACGUUCCUAUUGUAUACGAACUAUUGCAUAGGAAGCAAUAGCAAGUGUUUUAAACUUUUAAACUAUAUUUCAUUAUUUAGGUCCUUUCUAUUUUCAUUUCAUUUAAAUAUGUAGGCUUAUAUAUGCUUAAGAGUAGCAUUUUCAUUCUAAAUAGGAUAAAUAUUUCUGGUUAAAGAAAUUUCAGAAGGAACAAAUGGUUAGAAUAAGACAAAAGGAAAGAAAAACUAAACACAACAUAGAAGGUGCUUUCUGAUGAAGAGAGAGUCUAAUUCUAAAAAGAUAAGAAUUGGGCACUUUUCAUUUAUUUGCUACUGAUGUAUGUCAACACGUUUCAUCAAAUGUACUGAGUAAGUGCUAUAUCAAGAGACUGACAAGUAAUUAAUUACAUCAGAUGACAGGAACAACUUUUCAGGCAAACAAACAUGACUUAUAGUAUAUAUAAAUAAAGGAAGGUAUUGAAGAAAAACUAUUUCAGACAUUUGACCUUGCUGUGACCUUGACCGUAUUUGGCUCAAUCGCAAAAUCAAAUCAGUUCAUCCACCGGUAAAAAUUUCAUUUAAAUCCUAUGAACAUUUAAUCUCGUUCUUGAGAUCAUUUGUUGACGAGAAUCUCGGACACAGACCGACAGAUGGACAGACGGGUUGAUCGGUGGACAAACCCAAAAGCAUAUUGCCUUCACCACUUAGUUGUGGAGACAUCAUUAAAAAAAAAAAUCAUGAAAUCAGUUACAAGAAAGGAUUUUGGAUAGAUAGAUACAUUGUCCUGAAAAGAACAUUAGCAUCGUGGAAAAGCAGAUUUCCCAAAAAGAUGUCAUGUUUGAAACAUGGAUUUUUAAAAUAUAUAUUUUUAGAUUUAACCCAAAGACUAUACUGUUAGAAAAUUAGGAAAGGAUUUUUUUGGUGGUCCCUUUGAGGGAACCUUUAAAGGUUCUAUGUGCACUUGACUACAGUACAAUGUCAUUCGGGCGUUUUGAUAUUUUUUGGCUUAUGUCUCUGCAUCUCUGUAUUAGUUUGAUUUUAUCUUUGUUUAUGUGGAUGUUGAACUGUUGUCUUUCAAAAUAAAUUUAAAAAAUGCUGGUGUUUGUAUCCAUGUCUCCAUGUUUGUGACAUUACUAUUAAAAUAGUAAUGCGUUCCCUCUCGCAAUCUGCGAUCGAUUAGCGACCGACGUUUCGCAGUUCCAACUCAGCGUGGCGCAAGGUCCCUUUCCAGAACCUUCACACUAACUGUUCCUCAGUGGUGGAACGCACUUCCAAUCUCAAGCCGGACCGCAGAAUCUCUCACCAUCUUCAAAAAACAGCUAAAGACCCACCUCUUCCAUGAACAUCUAACCAACUCAUAAUAAUAAAAAAUAAAUAAAUUAAAAAAAUAUUGCA
Ictalurus punctatus (channel catfish) is the source of this 3341-nucleotide messenger RNA. RefSeq lists its product as uncharacterized. The transcript has 11 exons. The record is from RefSeq and is a predicted model, not a curated record. Lineage: Eukaryota; Metazoa; Chordata; Actinopteri; Siluriformes; Ictaluridae. Bases 928 to 1680 code for a protein of 250 amino acids.